Equus caballus (horse) is the source of this 4482-nucleotide messenger RNA. Lineage: Eukaryota; Metazoa; Chordata; Mammalia; Perissodactyla; Equidae. The record is from RefSeq and is a predicted model, not a curated record.
CUCUCGAGGGUGCAGAGGGCCGGAAGCCCUCCUGGGGAGUUAGUGCCGGGCAUAGGUAAAGGACCGUAGGACGAGGCCAGGGAAUCCCACUGGAGGGACAGAGCCUGCAACUCCUUCCCUGUGGCGGUUUCUACUCUUCCAGGUUCAGGAGCGUGCAGUGCUAGCUGCGAGAGACCACAGCGGCGGUGGAGGGGAUGGCCGCGGGAGACUUGUGCCAAAGGCCAGAGGAGAGAGGGGAAGGCAGGAGAGGCUGCCCUCCUGCUGUGUCAGGGAGAGGGCAAACAAACCUGUGAGGGAGUGGCCCUUGGCCAGGGAUCAGAGGACAGCAGGGCCAUUUGGAGCCUUGCCAUCCACUUCUUUUAUCACUUCAUUAAGUAGGAAGAUUCUUCCAGCUCUUCUAGCUCAGCAGUGUACAAAGUCAGCAGUGUACGCGGUGGGUAUCUCCUGUGACCACCUCCCCACUAGUGUUGGGAACAGGGCAAUCCAGGUGACCCAGGAGGUUUUAAGCCCUUGCUUUCUAGGUUUAGAAUCUCUCGUCUUUCACCAACUGGGCAUUUGAAUUUGACUUUUCAUUCUUCAGUGCACAUGCUCAAGGUCACAAAACUAGCCAGUGGCAGAGCUGGGCCGCAUCUCUGGGACUCCCACCCCCUCUUUUUUCCCUUAUGCCUGUGGUCUGUAGACCAGCAGCACAGGCAUCGCCUGGAAGCUCUUUAGAAGUGCAGACUCUUAGGCCCUAUGCCCCAUCCACUGACCCAGAGUCUGUUUAACGAGAGCCUCAAGAAUCCAUGUGCACACUGAAGUCUGAGAAGUGCUCUAGAGCUCACCUCAACCAUAUAAUCUCCUGCCUGCCCACCUCUGUGCUGCUCUUGUUGAAGUCAUAACCACUUCUCUGGCAUGGUUGGGGUUAGUGCUUUUGUUUUAAGGCUUUAAAAAUAGUAUGAUACAAAACCCUAUAAUAGAGGGGCUUUCUGAAUAUGCUCAGAGACCUAAGAAGCACCGAGGGCAGCUUCUCAGGAAGAGCUGGCUUCUGAGCUGCAUUCCUGAGGAUUGGGGGAGAGUGUAACUUCUUCCCCUUCAAGUCGUAUAUCCCUCCGUGGCCUUGCCCUGGGCCUUGUUUUGUAUUGCUAACCUGCCUUUUACUCACACGCUACAUUUAAAGUUCCUUGAAGUUCUUCUCCCUGUUUAUAUUUUCAAAAGGCCUCCGUAGAGGACCUGCAUGUUGGAGGCCCAGUAAAUAACUCUCCAAUGGAGUCACACUUCACCUACCUAUGUCCUGCUGUGGCCUAUGGACAGGUGGGGGCCUCACACAGCUGAGUACAAGGGCAUUUCUCUCUGAUGUGGGCAGGCUAGAGGCUGCCCCUCAGCUCCCUUUGGCCCAGCUCAGUCCCCAGAACCGUGGAGGUGACAUGCUGCCUGUGUAGGGGUCUCCAGCUUGGGGAGCCUGGGAGCUGUAAAUCCCAUGAGGGUGAGCCUUCCUCAUGGCUCCUUUUACCUUCCUAGUUCUCCCUUCUCAGGACCCUACUCUUCCUCCAGAGAGAAACCAGGGAGAAAAGGGAACAGCCAGUUUAUUCCUGAAAGCCAGGCCCCAGGACCUGAUGACAUUUGAGGAUGUGGCUGUGGAAUUCACCCAGUGGGAGUGGGGGCAGCUGGACCCUGCUCAGAAGGACCUGUACCGAGAGGUGAUGCUGGAGAACUUCAAGAACCUGGCCUCUGUGGGGUUUCCAGUGUCCAAACCGUAUAUCAUCUGCCAGUUGGAGGAAGGGGAAGAGCCAUGCAUAUCGGAGAGAGAGAUCUCAACAGGUGACCAUUCAGACUGGGAGAGAAGGCCUAAAGCCAAGGAAUCAAUACUAUGUCAGGGAAUUUCCAAAGAAGAAUCAUUCCAGGUACCACCAGUGGAAAAACACAUUAGAGAUGAACUCUGGUCCUCCAAACUGAAAGCAGCCUGUGGUUGUGAUGAGCAGUUAGAGAUGCAUCCAAAAAAACAGGAACAGCAUCUGAAAGAAACGUCACUCAUUCACAAAUCUACCACCCUUAGGAGAGAUCAUGAAUGGAGUGAAUUUGGGAGAAGUUUAGGCUUAAGAUCAGUCUUUGUUAACCAACAAGGUGUUCCCACAGGAGAAGGAUCCUAUAAAUGUGAUACAGAAUUCAGACAGACUUCAGGGAGAAAUAACUCUCAGAGAACCCAUCCAGGGAAGAAAUCUUGUAAAUGUAACGAAUGUGGGAAGUCCUUCCACUUCCAGUCAGAACUUAGGCGCCAUCAGAGAUGUCACACUGGAGAAAAGCCCUAUGAAUGCAGUGAAUGUGGGAGAGCCUUUGGCCAUAUUUCAUCCCUUAUUAAACAUCAGAGGACUCACACUGGAGAAAAGCCCUAUGAAUGCAGUGAAUGUGGGAGAGCCUUCAGCCAGAGUUCAUCUCUUGUUCUACAUUAUAGAUUUCAUACUGGAGAGAAACCUUACAAAUGUAACGAAUGUGGAAGAGCCUUUGGUCAUACUUCAUCCCUUAUUAAACAUCAGAGAACUCAUACUGGAGAAAAGCCCUAUGAAUGCAGGGAAUGUGGGAGAACCUUCAGCCAGAGUUCAUCUCUCAUCGUACAUUAUAGAUUUCAUACUGGAGAGAAACCCUACAAAUGUAAUAAAUGUGGGAGGGCCUUCAGCCAGAGUUCAUCUCUCACUCAACAUUAUAGAUUUCAUACUGGAGAGAAACCCUACAAAUGUAACGAAUGUGGAAGAGCUUUUGCUCAUACUGCAUCCCUUAUUAAACAUCAGAAAAGUCAUGCUGGGAAAAAACCCCUAUGAAUUCAGCAACUGUAGGAAGGCUAGAGUACAUACCCCACAAAACCUGAGAGAAUAUAUGUUAGAGAGAAACCCUCUAAGUGUCAUGUGUGUAGGAAGACACAUCUUGUGUGUUGGAGGACACAUCUUGUUUGACAUCAGACAGGACACACUAAAGAUAAGCUCUAUUGGUAUCAAGAGAAGGUGGGCUUUCAGUCUCUCCUCCUCCCUAUCAAACACCAGAGAAUGCAUACUAGUGAGAAACCAUGUGAAUGUAAUGAAUUUGGAAAGGUUUGGUCAGAGGACACACAUUUUUCAACAUCAGACAGUUUACACUGGGGAGGAGCCUUAUCAGUGUAAUGAGUAUGGCACAGCCUUCAGUCACAUGUUGUUCCUAAAAAAAAAUCAGAUAACUCAUACUAGAGAGAAACUCUGCAAGUGUGGUAAAAGCCGUCAGUAAUACUUCCUUUUCUAAGCAUCAAGAACACACACAAGAGAAGCCCUAUGAAAGCAGUAAAUGAAGGCCUUCAGUCAGAGCUCAUCCUUUAAGCAACAGAGAAUUCAUUCUUGAGAAAAACCCUAUGGAUAUGGUGAAUGUGGGAGAGCCUUUAGCCAAACCUCUUCCCUUUAUAAGUAUCAGCGAACUUGCCCUACUAAUUAGAAUCCCAGGGAAUGUAAUGCACUUGGGAAAGCCUUUGAUGGAUGUCUGCCCUUUUUGCACAUCAGAGAAUUUGUACUAGGGUGACUCUGAAUUUAGUGAAACUUGGAAAACCCAGUGGUAUGAUAGUUCAGGCCUCAGCAUACAUUAAGGCUUCACUCAUAAGAGAACCCCUGGGAGCUUAAUGAAUGUGAGGAAAGUUCCUUCAGACUGGCCGUUCAUGAAACUAGAGCUGAAAGGAAGCUCAGGAGUUGCCCAGUCUGGUGAUUUUCUACUUGGUGGGGACUGUUUUUGUCACCGCGCUGUGCUCUGCCUCCCCAUCCUGUUACUGAUGGGAGCAGGGGUGUUAUUGUGUGGGUGAGGACAAUGGAGGCUGAGGAAGAAAGAGAGCCACGAGUGAUCUGGCCUAACCAUAUUUUAGAGCUAAGGAAACUGAUCUUCAGAAAGUGCUGUGCCCUGGCCUACACACCCACCCGGGCUGGGCCUCUUCCUCCUGUUCACAGCUGUAGUUGGGGGAUUGAGAGACUGCAGGCCUUCCCUGUACAAAACCUCCGGGCACUUGUUGCCUGUAAUACAUGUUACCUGUCUUUAAGAGGCAACGGAGUGGGAUUUCAAAGUCUGAGCAAGAAGCAGUUUUUAUUAGAUCUUUAUGCUACUGGAUUUGGAGUUUUUGAAAUAAAAUGACAACUUUUUUAAACAUCAAAGUAACUAAAAUAUGGGUAUUAUUAAAAAAAAAUCAAAACCUCAAAAACAUUAUUCUAAGUGAGGGUAGCCAGAUGCCAGGGACCACAUAUUAUAGAGUUCCAUUUAUAUGAAAUGUCCAGAAAAGGCAAAUCUUCAGAGACAGUACAUUAGUGGUUCCUGAGACUAGGAGUGACUGCACGUGUUCAAAGGAAUCUUAUUGGGGUGGUGGAAAUGUCCUAAAAUAGGAUUAUGGUGAUGGUUGAACAAUUUGGUAAAUAUGCUAAAAAUCAUUGAAUUGUACAUAUAAAAUGGGAUGAUUUUUAUGGUAUGUAAAUAUACCUCAAUAAAAUUGUUUUUUAAAAAGUCAAA